AUGGCCAAUCAUGUCGUUACUACGGAAGGCGGCAGGGACAAUGAGAGUCACGAUCGCCACGCCUGUGUUGGAGACACGGUCAAGCAGUCCACGGAAUCCGAUUCACCGAAAUACCUCAGUGGCGACGUCGCUGCCAUCAACGAUUUCAUUGACAAGUUCGAUGUCUUCUUGUUCGACUGCGAUGGUGUGCUAUGGUCUGGAGAUCAUGUCUUCGAGGGUGUUGUCGAGACGUUGGACUUGCUAAGAUCAAGAGGCAAGAAGACGGUGUUCGUGACCAACAACUCAACAAAAUCUCGUCCAGAGUAUAAAAAGAAGUUCGAGGGCUUGGGAAUUCCAGCGGAUGAAGAUGAGAUCUUUGGCUCUGCGUAUUCUUCCGCCAUCUACAUCUCCAGAAUCCUGAAGCUGGCGCCGCCAAAGAACAAGGUCUUUGUGAUCGGCGAGGCAGGCAUCGAGAAGGAGUUGACGACAGAGGACAUCCCAUUCAUCGGUGGUACCGACCCGUAUUUCCGUCGAGAUAUCACGCCAGAAGACUUCACGGGUCUUGCGGACGGAUCUCUGCUCGAUCCCGAGGUCGGCUGCGUGCUCGCGGGCUUGGAUUGGCACAUCAACUACCUGAAGCUAUCGCACGCAUACCAGUAUCUCCGUCGCGGCGCUGUCUUCCUGGCCACAAACGUGGACUCGACCUUCCCCAUGAACCACAACUUCUUCCCCGGCGCAGGGUCCAUCAGCAUCCCGCUGGUCAACAUGACGGGGCAGGAACCCGUGGCGCUCGGAAAGCCCAGCCAGGCCAUGAUGGAUGCCAUCGAGGGCAAGUUCCACCUGGACCGCGCGAGGACGUGCAUGGUAGGAGACCGGCUCAACACCGACAUCAAGUUCGGCAUCGAGGGACGGCUGGGCGGCACACUUGCCGUCCUGACGGGAGUGAGCAAGAAGGAAGACUGGGAGGCGGCGGAUGCGGUUGCCGUACCGUCAUUUUACGUCGACAGGCUAAGUGAUCUAAGAGCUGCUACGCAAUAA
This is a messenger RNA of Sordaria macrospora k-hell, 1017 nucleotides long. RefSeq lists its product as uncharacterized. Gene Ontology annotation, molecular function: phosphoglycolate phosphatase activity; alkaline phosphatase activity. NCBI's taxonomy places the organism in Eukaryota, Fungi, Ascomycota, Sordariomycetes, Sordariales, Sordariaceae. The record is from RefSeq and is a predicted model, not a curated record.